AUGUCCUUCGUCUAUCGGCUGCUGAAAAGGGUCAUGCUCUUCGCCAUGCCACCAGACUACGACAAAGUCCCCGACAAAGAGCAGUACAUGAAGAACAACCGCGCCGAUGGCGGCAAGCCAGCUGCGUCGUUCGACGAAGUCGAGGUCGUAACGAUACCGAACCCUCCACCUGGACCCGACCACUAUCCGCUCAAGAUCAUCUACGGCGGCUUGAUGCGCAUGGGCAGUCUGAGCUUUGCGCACGCGUUGGCGAGGCUGGGGUUUCGAACGCACCAUCUGCUUGAGGAUGGGUGGGAGGUCUGGGAUGAUGUGUUAAGGGCUGCGGAAGCGACGUUUCCGAAACCGGGAGAGAAGCCGAAGCCGUUCACGAGGAAGGAUUGGGAUAAGAUGCUUGCGGGGUAUGAUGCGACGACGGAUCUGGCGGGGAUGUUCGUGCCGCAGCUGGUGGCGGCGUAUCCGGACGCGAAGGUGGUGGUUGUGCAAAGGGACUUUGAGAAGUGGUGGCCAUCGAUGCUGAGUGAGAUUGUUGAGGGGAAUUUCCCGGAUAGUGUGUGGAAGGUGUGGGCUAUUAAGGUGAUCUUUGGUUGGGUUGUGGGUGCUAGUGCUGGGUACGCGAUGAGGAGGGCGCUUGCUGGGUGGUUUAGGGCGGAUGAUUUGGAGGGGAUCAAGAGGAAUGCGAGGGCGAGGUAUGAAGAGCAUUAUGCGUGGAUUAGGGAGAAUGUGCCGAAGGAGAGACUGUUGGAGUAUCGGAUGGGUGAUGGAUGGGAGCCGCUGGCGGAGUUCUUGGGUGUUGAGGUGCCGCAAGGUGUGCCAUUUCCGAGGGUCAAUGACAAGGUCGAGCAUAGGAAGCGGACGACGAUGAGGCUGAAUUGGCUGCUCCCGCAGUUGAAGAGGAGGGUAUUGGUGGGUCUUGCUGUUCCUGCUGUGGUUGUGGCGAUAUCGAUACCUCUGCUCAGGGUUUUUGGGCUUGUAUGA
Cyphellophora attinorum is the source of this 975-nucleotide messenger RNA. RefSeq lists its product as uncharacterized. The coding region runs from base 1 to 975 and encodes 324 amino acids. The record is from RefSeq and is a predicted model, not a curated record. NCBI's taxonomy places the organism in Eukaryota, Fungi, Ascomycota, Eurotiomycetes, Chaetothyriales, Cyphellophoraceae. The transcript has a single exon.